UAGCGUCGUCGGAAAAAAUCAGUUUACUGUACCACACGAUCGUAGCAUCAGAAAAUCGGGCUUCGUCGAUCUCCUCCCUCCGGCAUAGUUCUGGUUUUGUUCAUCUGCGAAUCCUCCUUUCUCACAACAGCGGCAUUGGAGAUGGUUACUUGCAGCAAACAAUCAGUUGAAGAGGAGAAGCAUGUUGAGGAGGAGCUGAAGAAAGUAGAGAGUUCAAUAGCUAUACUUAAUACUGACCUGGAACAACUGAAUGAGAGAAAGAGUAAUUGUUUGAAUAAGAUGCGACAUCUUCAAGACAAAAUCAGCAGGGAGGGUGCUGAUGUUGUGGUGCAAAAAUUGUUCACACUUUCACAGUCACUGAAGGCUCUAGAGAGGCAUGCAUCUGACCUCCAGUCUCAUUGUGAUUCAAAAGCUUCUAAAUUGCAAGCUGAUGUUAAUGAACUGGAGAAUGUAAUGUUCUGUGGUAAAGAUGGCAAGAACUUCUCUGAUUGUCUUGAUAGUUCUUUACACAAUUCUCUCGAGAGACUGAAUUCUGCAAAGAGGGAACUUGCAAUAAAGCUAAGGGAAAUUGUAUGGCUCAAACGGCAGCUUGAUGAUGUGCCAUCUCAAGCAGAACUUAUCCAGUAUGAACACCGGUUUUCAGAACUUGAUGUUCAAAUUCAGGAAAAGCUUCGGAAAACUCGUAAAUAUUAUGCCACCUUUAAUGCAUUGUUGGAGAUAAAAGACUUGAUGCUAAAGGAAACUUCCUUGUUAAACUCUAUAAGUUCCCAGUUUCAAGGUGCCAUUUCUAGCACUGCUGGUCGCAUGAAACUUAUUGAUUCCAUGGAGGGAAUUCUGACAGGAACUCAGCAGAAACUCGAAAAGGUGCAACUCACACUCCAGGCUGAACAGAAAAUAUGUGAUGCUGUCAAGGAAAGGUAUGCUACAGCAAUUGCCGAGCAGAGGUCCUGCUAUUCAAUCUUAAAAGAUUUCCAGGAGGAAUGUGCAAAGAAUGAGAGGCUUCGAAGACUGUCUUCAUAGAUAUACCCAUGAUGGAAAAGAUUGACCAUUGGGGGAAAAUCAUCAACGCGCAUAUUCUCAAUGAUGGAUGAUGGAUUGUCGUCGAGAACCAUAUUUAGAUCACCAUUAACCUUUGGAUUCUGUCAAAAUGAACAUCUGAUUGCAUCAAAGCGUUAGUACGUAGCUUCUCUCCAUCAAUUGAGUGCAAAACAUACCCACGUGCAAGAAAAUGUUGCAUUUGUAAGGUGCUUAUAACGCGGUUCCAUACAUGUUGAAUGUAUAUUUGCGACGGUUCUGAUUCUGCACUCAUAAUGUAAAAUCAAAUAUGUUUCGUUCUCUUUCUUUUCUUUUCUUUUCUUUUUCUUGUUUAGUGUCAAUUUUAAACUACUUUGUUGCAAAAUAAAGUGAACAAUGUAACUUUUUACCUCUACAAUAUGGUGUCUACAAUCUAA
This is a messenger RNA of Diospyros lotus (date-plum), 1451 nucleotides long. RefSeq lists its product as uncharacterized. Gene Ontology annotation, biological process: Golgi to plasma membrane transport. The record is from RefSeq and is a predicted model, not a curated record. The coding region runs from base 142 to 1020 and encodes 292 amino acids. NCBI's taxonomy places the organism in Eukaryota, Viridiplantae, Streptophyta, Magnoliopsida, Ericales, Ebenaceae. The transcript is spliced from 10 exons.